AUGAAGUCAUUUGAUGGAAAAACCCUUACGUCGAAGCCUGAGAUUCUCGCUGAGAUCGAAGGCUACUACGGAACACUGUCCUACAAAAAUCAGCAACCUGACCCCGAAUACGAUGAUCCCACAGCUAUAUUAACCCGCUACUUUACCGAAGAGCUGCCAGAUAUCUGUCUGGACGAGAUCGAGUUGGCCCUCGAGCAACUUAAGCUCUUGAAAACGGGCAACCACUGCUAA
Parnassius apollo (apollo) is the source of this 231-nucleotide messenger RNA. Lineage: Eukaryota; Metazoa; Arthropoda; Insecta; Lepidoptera; Papilionidae. The record is from the annotation of a GenBank genome assembly.